CGUAAUUUACAAGUUUGAUGUUUGUCGCCCUCUACACACAAAAACAUCAUUUGGAGGAAAAUUUGAAAAUGUCAGGAAACAUCUACGAAGUUGAACGUGUUUUGGAUGUACGUAGUACAAAGAGGGGUAAGCGGUAUCUGAUACAAUGGAAGGUGUUUUCAAAAGAUACCUGGGAACCAGAAGAAAAUCUUGUGGACUGUAAAGAAGCAAUAGAUUUGUUUUAUGCUGAAAAAGCUAAAAAGGAUGAAAUUGAAAAGCAAUCACAAUUUCAUACACCAACCAAUCCAAAAUCCAUUAAAAAAGUUCAGCAAAAAAGAGAUGUAAAAGAAGUAAGCACAAAGAAAGUGGUGGUUAAAAAGCAAGAAACCGAAAUUCGGCCAACUCCACUUACAAGAAGAUCAGUGAGACUGAGCCAGAAGAGUGAGGAAGUUAAGAAGACACAUACUAUUACACAACCUAAAAAGCCUUCUCCGACAAUAGAACCUCAAAAGUUUAAGAUAUGUGCUGAAAAGAAGAAAUGCCCUGCAAAAUAUUAUGCAUACUUUCUCGUUUGUACUCUGGUGUUUGUGAUCGUCUUUAUGUCACUACCGAGUCGAAGUGAUUAAUGGCACCUCACGUCAUACAGUCUCAUAUUUUUAUAGUAUUCAAUCAUCGAUCAUGAUACAGUGUGUAAGUGUAUGGGCUGUUUUUAAUUGGAUGUUUAUAUAUCGAAAGGGGAAAUAAUGAAUCUUAAAUUUUGAGAAUCAGUUGACAAAAUUGUUUAUAAUUGUUUGUAACAUCCAUACCGGAAACAGAAAUUUACUAAAUGACUGGACAGAAUAGAAUAUAGUUAUGAGGUCUUUUAAAGUCUUUUCAAAAAAUUGAUUCUUGUAUACAUGUAUAUACAUGUACCUGUACAGUACAUAUUUGUGGAAGAAAUCAUAUUAGCCUAGCUUAAAAAUAAGGAUGUACUGUACUUCAUUAUGCUUAUUGUUAGACAUUUUAAUAACAAAAAAAAAGUAUAACAUCCAUACCAGAAAAAGAAAUUUACCAAAGGACUCUGGACAGAAUAGAAUAAAUGUUAUUUGGUUUUAAGUCUUCAAACAAUUGAUUCUUGUAUAUAUACAUGUACAGUAAAUAUUUGUGAAAGAAAUCACAUUACCCUAUAUGUUAAAAAUAAGGAUGUACUGUAUAUCAUUGUGCUUAUUGUUAGAAAAUUCAUUGAGGUAUGCCUUAACACUACUGUAUAUUUUUUGAAUAAAAUAGAAACUUAGUUGGAAAUUUUAAAGUUCCAUUGAAACAUGCCCAAUUUUAUGACCAAAAGAAAUAUUAAUUCUUUGUAAAUAUUUUUCAAUGAAAAUUAAUGUAAACCAUAGGUACUGCAUGCAGUGCCUUAAAAUGAGUGUGUAGUUCGGAAAGUUAUUUGAACAUACAUGUAAAAAUUUGAGGUAGUAAAAUAAUAUAUUUUAAGUAUGUAAGCAUUAUUGUGCCACAAUUUUUAAAUUUUGAGAGUUCCCUUGAUCUUUGGCUGCCUCAUGAGUUGCUCUAUCCUGCAAUUACAUUCCCCUACCUUCAUCAUUCACAUGAUAAUUUCAAUCAAUUGUGACUGCCACUAAAAUAUUUAUAAAUAAGAUUUUUGUACAUGUUUUAAGACAUGCAAUGGUCUGCUGUAUGAACAUAUGGCAUAGUUAAUAGAUUCAAGCUUGGUGUCAACACGUCUUUAUUAGCAAAGUAUUAAAGUUCUACCUCUUAUUGUUGCAUAGAUGCAUCCAUGUUAUUUUUUUGUAUAUAAUAAAUAUGUACUGACAACAUUCAUCAAUCUCAUUGUCAACGUCAUUCCAGUAAACUAAAGUUGGGAAAAAAAAUUACAAGCUGGGUCAAUCAAAAUUUAUCUGGAGUUUAUUAAAAUAAUACAUUGAAAAUGAAGGUAAUUUUGUUCACUCUACGAAGCACAAUUUAUUUGUUGUAUCAAUAAUAUAAUACUUGUUAAUACUGCAUUAUAUCAAUGUCAAUGUUUUUACACAUUUUGCUGUUUGUCUACAUUGUGAAUGCACAAUUCUGUAGUGUUGUAUCAACACAUUUUUCACAUUUUAAUUUUCAUUUUACUGUACAAUAAACACUUUUGGAAGAUAAA
This is a messenger RNA of Anneissia japonica, 2113 nucleotides long. Its product is annotated as chromobox protein homolog 1-like. The coding region runs from base 18 to 605 and encodes 195 amino acids. NCBI's taxonomy places the organism in Eukaryota, Metazoa, Echinodermata, Crinoidea, Comatulida, Comatulidae. Gene Ontology annotation, biological process: chromatin organization; negative regulation of transcription by RNA polymerase II. Gene Ontology annotation, cellular component: pericentric heterochromatin. The record is from RefSeq and is a predicted model, not a curated record. Gene Ontology annotation, molecular function: chromatin binding. The transcript has 3 exons.